This is a messenger RNA of Lasiodiplodia theobromae, 606 nucleotides long. RefSeq names its product Ethyl tert-butyl ether degradation protein. The coding region runs from base 1 to 606 and encodes 201 amino acids. The transcript is spliced from 2 exons. NCBI's taxonomy places the organism in Eukaryota, Fungi, Ascomycota, Dothideomycetes, Botryosphaeriales, Botryosphaeriaceae. The record is from RefSeq and is a predicted model, not a curated record.
AUGGCAAACCUCGUCGUUUUCUUGCUGAUGGCUCUCAGCAGCUUCAGCAAAACAAUCGCCUCCCCAUCACCGGCGGAAUACCCUCCCACGUGUGCCCAAAUCUCGCCCGGCCCUAUUCCGCUCCAGCAAAUCCCUUCUUACUUCCCACCCCGGAAAUUCAUCGACAUCGCUGCCACGGAAGCAAUCAAGCGGAGCCUCGCCAUCUACGCGCUCGCCGUCGACGGCAGAGACUGGGACGCACUCGACAACAUCUUCGCGGCGGACGCAGUCGCGAACUACUCUGCGCCCCUUGGAAUCCUGUCAGGACUCUCGACAAUCAAGUCCACGCUAUCCACCAGUCUCGUGCAAUUUACCGGGACGCAGCACGCCCUCGGCACGCAGAUUGUUGACGUUUGCGCCGCUGGCGCGGCAGUCUCACUCACGUACUACACUGCUACGCACUUUUUGAGCCCAUCUCAGAAUUCUACGACACUUGUGGAUGACGGCCAAGUUGUAUAUGCUUAUGGGCAGUAUCAAGAUACGUGGAAAAAGCAGGGAGAUGGCUCAUGGAAGAUUGUGUAUAGAAACUUGGUGUACAUGGGCCCAUUAGUCUCCGAUGUAUCUUAA